UUCCCCCCCUUUUAUCCUUUUCGCUAAAAUAUUGUAUUUUACGUAAUUAUUAAACUCUUUUAUUCGUUUCCAAAUUGGCACUCUUCGCUGUAAUUGCUUUAUUUAAUGAAAAUUGGUAAUUAUUAACGAAUUUGUUGGGACAGUACUUAUUGAAACUAUAAUCGAUAAAUCAUCCCUCCUUUUACAAUUUUCAGUUUUCCUAACCCCUUGCAACUUCAAGUUUCUCUCUCUACAGCUCUCUCUCUCCGCGUCUCUCUCUUUACAUCUCUCCACGUAGCGAAUUUCUCGUCGUGUUCGCAGACUGCCGGCGAGUCGAUUCGCCUUCAAUUGCAUUUUCUGUAUUGUAACAAACUCCUUAUUUUCUGUUUUUUUGAACGUGACUCGCAUCACAUCGCUUCGAUCCAGGAGUUUGACUCGGUCCUGGAGUUAUUGUGAGAAUGCGGAUAGUAUAAUUGAGUUUAUUUGUUUGGUUGGUUGUUUUUUAUUCUUCGGAGAAGACCGAGGCGUGAGAAAAACAUUUGCGGAUGAGAUGGUGGAGGGAAGAGUUUGUUCUUCUAGAGAAGCUAAACUGGAAUUUUUAAAGCAUAAAAUGCUAAAAAGGAGGAAAACAGAAACAGAGAAUGAAUCUUAUGUUGUUAGCAAGACCCUGAAUAGGAGUGGUGGUGAUGCUUUACGAACUUCUGCUCCUUGUGGUGUUAGUUUGCACAAUCAUGCUGGCCUAUAUUCAAGAUUUGGCAACAGUUCCACUGAGAAAGAUGUUUUCUCAAAGAGAAAAGUGGCUAAGUUUGACACUUCAAACCUUGAAUGGACAGAGAAAGUUCCAGAGUGCCCGGUUUAUUGUCCAACCAAAGAGGAAUUCCAGAAUCCCUUAGUUUAUAUCCAAAAAAUAGCUCCAGAAGCCUCUAAAUAUGGUAUUUGCAAGAUCAUAUCCCCUGUACAUGCUUCAGUUCCUGCUGGUGUAGUUCUUACAAAAGAAAAGGCUGGUUUCAGUUUUACAACUAGGGUACAACCACUUCGUUUCGCUGAAUGGGAUAGUGAUGACAAGGUCACCUUUUUCAUGAGUGGGAUAAACUAUUCUUUUCGUGAUUUUGAGAGGAUGGCAAACAAGAUUUUUGCUCGUAGAUAUGGUAGUGUUGGAGGCCUUCCUGCCGCUUUCAUGGAAAAAGAAUUUUGGAAUGAGAUAGCUUGUGGAAAGACUGAAAGUGUCGAAUAUGCAUGUGACGUUGAUGGUAGUGCAUUUUCAUCUUCUCCAAAUGAUCCACUUGGAAAAAGCAGAUGGAAUUUGAAGAAAAUCCCUCGGCUGCCAAUAUCUACUUUGCGUCUUCUGGAGACAGAAAUUCCAGGUGUCACUGAACCUAUGCUUUACAUAGGGAUGCUGUUUAGCAUUUUUGCUUGGCAUGUGGAAGAUCAUUACCUGUAUAGCAUCAAUUAUCAUCAUUGUGGGGCUGCAAAAACUUGGUACGGCAUUCCUGGUCAUGCAGCUAUUGAUUUUGAAAAUGUGGUGAAGGACCAUGUCUAUGCAAAUGAUAUCUUACCCGGUGAUCGGGAGGAUGGAGCUUUUGAUGUCCUUCUAGGGAAGACAACCCUUUUCCCGCCAAAUAUAUUGUUAGAACAUGAUGUUCCUGUUUACAGAGCUGUACAGAACCCUGGGGAAUUUGUAAUAACUUUCCCUAGAGCUUAUCACUCAGGAUUUAGUCACGGUUUUAAUUGUGGUGAAGCCGUUAACUUUGCAAUGGCUGAUUGGUUUCACUUGGGAUCAUUUGCGAGUCAGCGCUAUGCUUUGCUCAACAGGAUGCCUCUCCUUCCGCACGAGGAGCUUCUGUGCAAAGAAGCAAUUCUACUCCUUUAUGCAAGACCUGAACUUGAUGAGCCAGAGUACACACUUGGAGAUUUGAUAUCACAGAGAAGCAUAAAGGUUUCUUUUGUUAAUUUGAUCCGGUUUCAGCAUCAUGCCAGAUGGUGUCUGAUGAAAUCAAGAGCAUGCACAAUCGUUUCUUCUUUUUCCCAUGGAACAAUUCUCUGCAGCCAGUGCAAACGUGAUUGUUAUGUAGCAUAUCUAAACUGCCAGUGUUACUUGCAUCCUGUAUGCCUCCACCAUGAUUUCAAAUCACUAGAUUGGCCUUGUGGAGGGACUCCGACACUUGCUGUCAGGGACAACAUCUCAGAAAUGGAAGCAGCUGCCAGACAGUUCGAGGAGGAGAAGGAUGUAUGGCAGGAGUUCAAACAGAAGUAUGGGAACAGCGAUGACUUUGGUUUACUAUGUCGCAUGUUCUCCGGAGCUGAAAAUGAUAGCUACAUUCCUUAUGGAAAGAUUUCUCUUGGAUCAAACGAAGAAACAUCUGGAUGCCGAUCUGUUUUAACCAGUUGCAGCGAAACUACUAGGACUGAAUUUACAGAUGCAUCUGUUUCUCAUAUGUUAUCGUUGAAAUCAACUGAAAGGCUUAACAUGAUUGCCAAAGCUGGGCUGGAUUAUGGCAACUCCAAGUUGGAGAAUAAUAUAUAUGCAAUGCCUUUCGAAUGUUCCCAACCCUUGAACAGAAAACCUAGAUCAGAAAGGAAAGUUGUUCAGGAGGUGAACAUUAGAAACACAAUCUAUGAAGAUGAGUCGGAUUCAGAAAUAUUCAGGGUUAAGCGAAGAUCUUCUAACAAAUUGGAAAGGAAAACUGCACGUGAUUUUACAUCUGUAAAUACUGACCAGCAGGGUUUCAAGCGACUAAAAAGGCAGCAACUAGAAGUGCGCGGUGGGAGCUUAACAUCAUCAGACUGUCCUAUCCCUGAUGAUCAAAGUCAUCAUUCUGUUAUGAGCUCUACUGAAUCUAAAGAAGCUACGGUUAGUUCCAAAUUAGCCACAGGAAGCAUUUUUCCUAAGAUUAAGUUCAAGAAAAUGCCUAAUGAAAUUACGGGUAAACACGGAGAAGUGAAAAGAGAUCAGAGGCAUCGCCACGAGUCGAGAGAAAACUUAAAGCACAGGCGACACAAAGCCAAGAGUAGUGACAGUUUUAGGUGGUGAUAGAAAAUCAAACAGAAUUAGGUGAUAGUGGCUGAAUUUGACUGGUCUGCAGCUGAAGAAUCUUCAACCUAGCUAACUUGGCUAAUGACAUUCUUUUUCGGGGAAUCUAACAACAGGGAAAAGUUAGAAAUAGUGGGGCAUGAAGAUAACCAAAUAUUAGAAGUAAAGUCAUUCUUUGCCCAAGCUCCAAAAUGGGGCCAUAUUGCACAGUGAUUCUUUUGCAGUUCUCGGCUGGGGUUAUAAAAAGUCUUUGGCAGGAGAACUCACCUCUCUCUCUCUCUCUCUCUCUCUCUCUCUCUCUUAGGCACAUACAACAUGUAGGUUUUUAGGUAAGUUCUUUUUACCUUAUACAUUUAUUUGUUCUUGUAGGCAAUUCCAUUGAUGUUGGCUUAUUUCUGCUGCAUCUCUUGUAGGGUUCUGUUAUUCUUUCUUGUAGCUAUUGAUAUUAGACUAUAUCAAUAAAAUCUGAGAAAUUCCUUGUUUCA
This is a messenger RNA of Salvia miltiorrhiza (redroot sage), 3495 nucleotides long. RefSeq names its product lysine-specific demethylase JMJ13-like. Gene Ontology annotation, biological process: chromatin remodeling. NCBI's taxonomy places the organism in Eukaryota, Viridiplantae, Streptophyta, Magnoliopsida, Lamiales, Lamiaceae. The transcript has 11 exons. Gene Ontology annotation, cellular component: nucleus. Gene Ontology annotation, molecular function: histone demethylase activity. The coding region runs from base 530 to 3010 and encodes 826 amino acids. The record is from RefSeq and is a predicted model, not a curated record.